AAUACUUAGUCAUCCUUGUCAGUUCUUCUGUUCGACUCGCUUCGGUGCUUCCCUUUGAUGGCUGGGCGAGGAAAAAUGAACCCCAAAAUCGACAAACUCGUGAGGAGGACGACUAUGGUGGCCACUGUUACUGCUUCCUAUUUCCUUCUCACUGCCGACUAUGGUCCCGAACCCAAUGCUCUUGACCCUAUUAAAAAUGCAAUACUGUCAGCAGAGCAAUCCGUGAAGGAGUUCAUUUUCCGACCAGAGAAAGGAGGAUCUCAAGAAAAUGAGAAGGAAAAGACCGGCUCAAGCAAUGCAAAGGACCAUCCAUAGCCUUGCAGAGAGGACCGGUACAAAUCAUGGUUUGUAGGAAAUCUCUUCUUGUAAUGUCUGUCUCCUCUUGGAAAGAAUUUUGGGUUAUGCUUACUGACUGUUCUUCUUCACUUGAGCUUUAUAAAUCUGGUGAAUGUGCUUGCUGUAGUUUUUCUCUUGAGUCUGAAACAUAGAUUUGAAUUAAGUGCAUGUACAUGGUUUGUGAACUUGCUUUAUAUUUAAUUUCCAGUGUUUUUAACUUUGUCAA
Molecule: messenger RNA, 562 nt
Organism: Diospyros lotus (date-plum)
Lineage: Eukaryota; Viridiplantae; Streptophyta; Magnoliopsida; Ericales; Ebenaceae
Exons: 2
Coding region: 58-315 (85 amino acids)
Source: RefSeq, a predicted model, not a curated record